This is a messenger RNA of Paramuricea clavata, 2605 nucleotides long. The record is from the annotation of a GenBank genome assembly. NCBI's taxonomy places the organism in Eukaryota, Metazoa, Cnidaria, Anthozoa, Malacalcyonacea, Plexauridae.
AUGGUCAUGGCAAAAUUCAAUGGGAAAAGAGGGUGGGUAAAAGAGAGGGAAAUUGUCAAGGCGUUCCCAAAUAAGAAAUAGCGUGCAAUAUGCAUAAAUAUAGCCAUCACUUUGUCACCUUUUUGGCAGCAUUUAGCCAUUUCUUGGACCUUAGAUUUUUUCAUGCGAGAAUGCCCCCUGGACUUGCUAGCGUAUCAUAUCAAAAUAAUCUCUAAGUCAUAGUUGGCUCGGGUCUCCAUAUAUAUAUAUAUAUAUAUAUAUAUAUAUAUAUAUAUAUAUAUAUAUAUAUAUAUAUAUAUAUAUAUAUAUAUAUAUAUAUAUAUAUAUAUAUAUAUAUAUAUUUAUAUGGACCUUAGAUUUUUUCAUGCGAGAAUGCCCCCUGGACUUGCUAGCGUAUCAUAUCAAAAUAAUCUCUAAGUCAUAGUUGGCUCGGGUCUCCAUAUAUAUAUAUAUAUAUAUAUAUAUAUAUAUAUAUAUAUAUAUAUAUAUAUAUAUAUCUAUAUAUAUAUAUAUAUAUAGGUUAUGUUAAAACCGUUGACAAUCUGAUGCCUAAUAGAGCGACUUUCAGCGAGCUCGAAAUUGGCCAAUCUGGCACAAAUUUGUCUAAUAUAUGAAUUAAUUUCAUAGUUUUGUUAAUUUCGUGCAAACAUAAAAAUAUGAAUCAACUUGCCUGCGUAGUUUCCAUCGAAUUUUGAAAUUGCUAAACAAACAUUUGAAAAUUUAUAGGAACGGUUUUGUGAAAAGAACUAAGCAUCAGCCAUUCUCUGCUAAUUUUCACGUUAUUUCUCAAGGCCGGCCUAUUUCCAGCCUGUGUGCAGAAUGUAUAUUAUGCUGUAAUAUAUAGUCUGUGAAAAUUUGAGGCAUUGUUUGUCGACCAUUCUGAUUGGGUGGAGUUCAAAGUUUAACAAAGAUCUGACUUUGAAUAACGUAAACAAACCACAUCACGUUCAGGAAUUGCCGUUAUUUUCAACUCCUUGUUGAGUUUCAUUUGUUCAAUUAUACAGAUGUCAAUAUUAAUCUGCGAAAUGCAUCAAAAACAUUUUUGCGUCGAAAAUUUAGUAGUUUCGGGCAUAUAGAGAAGAAAAAUUUACAAUGAACCUCAAUUGUCAAGAAAAUAUUAUUUCGAUUUUGAAAGCCCGACGUUCGUUUAUAUUUACUGUAAGUCCAGCCAAUCAUAACCCAUUAAGUUGAACCAUGAACAAUCAGAUUCAACUAAACAGAUUUCGGUUGCGCAACUGGGGGUCGACAAGUAAUCCCACAGAUCUCGGUUGCGCAACUGGGGGGUCCUAUUAUCCGUCCCGGCCUGUGUCGUACAUCACAUUUUACCAACGCAAAAACAGGCAAAUUUUAGCUCCAGUUUUACCCUUUCAGGACCACCUAUUAUUAUGAGGAUGCUGUGCAUAAGUUUCUCGAGUGUUUAGAGAUAGAACAGCAAUACAUCGAAGAGAAACUUAGUUUCGUCGAGCCGAUCCGCAUCGAGAAGGAGGAAGAACAGAUGUUUCAAAACACCAUUAACUGCCAUAUCUGUGGUUUCGAAUUGGGCGCCGACCGGGUUCGCGAUCAUUGCCACCUCACAGGAAAGUAUCGUGGAGCCGCACACAACGAAUGUAACUUAAACUAUAGUUUUACUGGACGCAUUCCUGUCAUCCUUAACAAUCUUCGUGGUUAUGACUCCCACUUGAUUAUGCAAGGCCUUGGAAAGCUAAAGAAUAAGGAGAUCAACUGCAUCCCCAACAAUACUGAAAAGUAUAUUUCCUUCUCCAUCAAUAAACUAGAUUUUAUUGACUCACUUCAGUUUAUGAACGCUUCCCUCGAACGGCUUGUCUCAAACUUAUCCAAGAAUGGUGGGGAUAUGUUUCCCAUCCUCCGGAGAUACGUUGAAUCUGAGAAAGUGCCAUUGUUGCUGAGGAAAGGCGUGUAUCCGUAUGACUACAUGGAUAGUGUGAAAAAGUUCGAUCAAGAAACUCUGCCUCCUCAAAAAUGCUUCUACAGUAUUCUAAACGGCGAACACGUUUCCGAUGCUGACUACGACCACGCUACUCGCGUCUUUGAGGCUUUUAGCUGCCAAAGUAUGGGAGACUAUCAUGAUUUGUACUUAAAAUCUGACGUUCUGCUCCUUGCUGAUGUAUUUGAAAACUUCAGAAACGUCGGUUUAAAAGCAUACAAUCUGGAUCCUUGUCACUUUUACACAAGUCCUGGGUUGGCGUGGCAGGCUUGUCUGAAAAUGACAGAGGUGGAACCAGAGCUAUUGACUGAUCCAGAUAUGUAUUUAUUCAUCGGAGAAGGUCUUCGUGGUGGUAUAUCCAUGAUAAGUAACCGUUCCAGUAAAGCGAACAAUCCGUACAUCCCCAACUAUAACCCUGACCAAGACUCAUCUUACCUGAUGUAUCUCGACGCUAAUAAUCCUUAUGGCUGGGAAAUGUCACAACCUCUACCAACUGGUGAAUUCCAUUGGUUAAAUGAAGAAAAGAUCUCCAACCUUGACAUCGCGCAAAUUCCCGAUAGUAGUAUAGGAACUGCCGAAGCGAGACCACUUUUAUUUUUUAAAACCCCUUUUCAACGACUAAAAAUGGUCUCACUCAGGCUGUUCCGUAGCAAAUUUUGA